Molecule: messenger RNA, 2084 nt
Organism: Aedes aegypti (yellow fever mosquito)
Lineage: Eukaryota; Metazoa; Arthropoda; Insecta; Diptera; Culicidae
Exons: 3
Coding region: 978-2084 (368 amino acids)
Biological process (GO): cell adhesion
Cellular component (GO): plasma membrane
Source: RefSeq, a predicted model, not a curated record
UGGAGCUCAGAAUGGGAGAGAAGAGCACGCACUAUCAUUUUUUCCAGUCAGCCGGUCGUCGGUCGGCAGACGAAAACCGAAACUGGAUAACAGAAUCGGAGGUCGCGAAAGCAUCAUCAGUGCACUUUUAUCACUUGUCGCGUUCGGUCGAACAAAAAGAUUCUAACGGUCGAUCUGGAAUAUCUACUGUGUGUGAAAAAUCCCUUCGGAUUGUGUCUUUCUGAAAGUGUUUGCCGGUUUGUGAUUUUGAAUCAGAAUUUGUGCGGUAGUGAGUGGUGGAUUUGAAAGUAAAAAGGAGCUCAUUAUUCUUAGGGGUGAACAACGAGUGUCAAAUUUUAUUGUCUCACGCGCGGUCAGAGUGGAGAUUUAAACGGAGUGGCUUUUGUUUUCGGGAUUGGAUUUCGUAGUCGGAAGAACAGAAAGGCGCUUGAUUCCAAUAGGAAUCUCGGCGAUUUUGUGUGUCGGUGGCUGGCUCCAGAAGGCAUUCGUAAAUGUUCGGAUUUUAUGAAUGAAAAAUCAGCACGACACAGUUGCUGCUGCCUUCAGUCAUUAAACCCACCAGGACGACGUGUGCAAUAAUAGCGUCCUCAGUCGAAGAGAACAGACCACGAGCGGUGCAUCUUUCAGUUUAACUCGAUUUAAAUUGAAUAGAAUUGGCUAGAACUCGGUUGCGCCUUCGUGAAGUGAAGUUGGGUGCGUGUGACACGACUUAUAUUCCCGCCAUCAUCGUCGGCAUAAAUCCCAUUUGUUGGGAUGUGACUAAUUGUGCCUCCGUGUGUCCGCGUUCGCGUCCCGGUGGAAAAUCAUAGAAAACGUUAGGAACGGAAGAAAAUUAUCCUACCGACAAGCCGACCGGCGGUUCAAGGAAGCUCUCGUGAGUGCUGUUGGCGUUGAAGAGUAAUCAGUUAUCGCUCGGCUCGGGAAAAAAAGUUCAAAAUUGUGGGGGAAACACACUGGCUUUCCUCGAAAAAUAGCUCAUGCAACCGACAGAACCAAAUCUGCAAGCACCGUCAUCACCGCCAAGGGGGUCGAAAAGACAAAGGAAAGAGAACUGGUGUUGCAGUCGCAGCAUCCCCCCGGUGUCGUCAUCCAGAGCUUGGCGGGGUCGUAGUGGUGCUGCGUCACUCUCUACGACUGCAACCACGAUGAGUUUCCCGGUGGAGCCUACCAACAGACGACGACGGCAACGGACGAUGACGACCGGGAGAUGCCUGUGGAUGCUAGUGAUCCCGACUCUGGUCCUGAGCACGUCUCUCGCCGUGACUCAGUGCAAUGCCCUGGACACAUAUUACUCCAUCGCGCGACUUCAUCUGAGCAUUCCUACCUCCAAAGAAGCGUACAUCAUACUGAGAGAUCACCCCCUCCUAAGUGUGACGUUGCCCAGGAGAGAAAACUCCACAGAACAAUUUUGCUACAGUAUCGAAAGUCCCACUGAGCCGUACCUGAAAGUGAAUGACACCUCUGGCGAUAUUUGGCUAGCUUCACAUUUUCUCGACCUGCGGUCCCCGACGGAAUUUAUCAUCACGGCCCACACCAAACAAGGAGGUGCAGCUCUACGACGACUCAGCUUGACCAUCACUCCCAUUCCGGCGGGAAACAUUUCUCUUUCGCGCUUUUGUGAGGAGCACACUGACAAAAUUUGCUUCUGGGACCGGGCUAUUUACAAAAUUCAGGAAAACGAAUCACCUGGCUUCGCGAUUGGGCCCCUCGGAACCGACCUGUAUCAGAAGCUGUGUCGGACACAUUCCGUCAGCUAUCAGCUCAACAACGCAACCAAUUAUCUGCUGGCAUCCAACGGAUCCCUGUCCAGUCUCAUCAAGCUGGAUUACGAUUCCGCUCAUCCGGGUGCUCUAUUGAAAGCCAACGUUCGCUGCACGGUCCGAUUCAGCGGAAACGAUGUUCCUGUGCAGUUUGACAAAACCGUCGACAUCAACGUGCUGGAUCGGAACGAUAAUCGACCACGCUUGCAGCACACCAAUGACACACGCAUCGAUUUGCUUCUGGACGACCCACAUAUUAAUGAGGUGAGUAGAUUUGGUGAUUACAUUACUAAAACGGGAUCGUGCCGUAAAAUUCGGAUGUAG